Molecule: messenger RNA, 3798 nt
Organism: Aspergillus brunneoviolaceus CBS 621.78
Lineage: Eukaryota; Fungi; Ascomycota; Eurotiomycetes; Eurotiales; Aspergillaceae
Product: putative SH3 domain protein (Cyk3)
Exons: 2
Coding region: 1-3798 (1265 amino acids)
Cellular component (GO): cytoplasm
Molecular function (GO): protein binding
Source: RefSeq, a predicted model, not a curated record
AUGGCGCCCGCCGCUCCCCAACUCCCCGCCCGGUUUCCAUGCUGGUGUCGAGCCAUAUACUCGUGGGGAGGCGAGACAAAACGUGAUCUGGGGUUUGUGGAAGGUGAUCUUAUCGAAUGUUUGAACGCAGGAGAUGGACAAUGGUGGAUGGGUCGAUUACGGCGCGACAGGCGCAUGAUGGGUCUGUUCCCAUCCAACUUCGUCGAGGUCCUUGGGGAGGACUUUGUACCUGUGACUAGGUCGACAAGCCCCAUGAUUUCCGCAACGGUCUCUCCGAUAACGAACCCUACUUCGGCGCCGAAGAAGACGAAGACCGUUUUCCGGAAACCAUUUCAGGCCCAUAGGGAAGCUCUUGCGCCCACGGGCGAGUUGUCUCGUGGCGGCAUGUCGUCUUCCCCCGUGAUGGCAAGCUCUAUUCCACAAACGCCACCCCGGGAUGGCAGCCUUUCUGGAAAGGUAAAACCAUUGCGAACGCCAACUACCGCAGUCAAGCACCGGAGCUCUGUAUCGAGGCCGCCCUCGCGGUCGCGGCCUCCAUCGCGCGCUGCGUCACCUCGUCCUCCAGCUGAGCCUGAUCCGCUCCUGUCAUCGAGCGCUCCGGCACCAUAUAACCCGCGCAUGAGACCCCCGUCUCGAGCACUUCACAUGCCACUGAUCCCUCCUGUGCGAACGACAAUGCAUCCCACUCCUCCAUCUCAUGCCGCGUCUCCCCAUAUCCCCGCCGACUACGACUACACGCCCUCGCCAUAUCCCGAUCGGCACGGUAUAGCAAUACCCGGGCGAUCUUCCCGAGAGAUCUCGCCCUUACAGCUGCAAGAACGGGAAGAAUCUCCGCCUCCGCCCCCGCCUCCGCAUCGCGUGGCAGUACAUCGACAGCCAUCUCCUGGGCCUCUUGUCCCAUCGCGGUUGGAUAUGAACGACCGUUAUGCUACCAUGCCCAGGACACCAUCGCCUGCUGCCCAUUCUGAGGGCCGCGGCCUUACGCCCUCUCCUCUCCGUGAUGCAAUGGAGGACGUUAUGACUUCACUGGAGGAUAUGGGGCUGUCUCGAAGCACGCAAUCACCAUCCCCACAGCCACAGACACAGCCACUGUUCAAUAACCCCUGGUCACCAGAUGCCUACGAAGGAUUGAAUCAGAGUCGACCCUUGCGAACUUCCAACCGACCCGUAACAUCGAUGGGAUUCGACGGGUACAAGGAAUAUCAACAACCUGGGAGCCAGAAACAUAGGAACAGCGUUUGGACGCAUGACCCCUAUCCGGAUGGCCCUCCGCAGCUGAACAAUUACGUACAAAGAAUGGAGAGCCGCCUCCGUCAGAUGCAGGAACAGAAUCGACAGGGCUCGGAGGAGAUUCAGCCAGAGGAGGACGAAGAGCCUCCACCGCCUCCUCCAAGAGGCGUCCCGUACCAUGGCCGACAUAACUCGAUUCCGGCACAGUAUCCAUAUCUUCGAGGACGACGAUCAGGACAGGACCUCCGUGAGGAUCUACUCAAUCGCAGCUACACAAAUAAGUCGAGCACCACGACUUCCUCGAGCGGGGUGCAAAGCAUCAGCACCAGUCUCACAGCCAGUACCGAGCGAACCAAUUUCAGUGUGAUGAGCGGUCCAUCAGCUGGUGGAUUUAGCGCAACAAGUGCCGGAAGCUACGCUAGGAGAAUGACGCCAGCUGAACGACCAAACACAGCGACUGAUACGUUCCGCUCUCGAGGGUUCAGCGAUGUAUCUCGGGUAUCUAGACCUGAGACGCCACUCACAGGGAUAUCAUAUCAUUCGAGCCACAAUACCUCUCGACAGGGCGCGUCUUCCGCCAUUCCAUGGUCUGCUGCUCAAGCUGCACCGGAAGAGACCGCAGGGGUGCUUGGGGGUCUAUCUACUCCAAAGGCCAAGAAACCGGGAUUCUUCAAGAAAAUCUUCGAGUCGGCGAAGACGGGAGCAGCUAACGCUCGGAGUAGCAUUGCGGUUGGUCAGAGCGGUGGUACUUUCUCCCCCUCUAAAGGACGAGGGAUCUCGCCGAUCCGUGCCUUGCAAUCUAGCCGGGACUCGGCUCGGGAUGCAGGAAGUGCCUCUGCCAUAGAUUGGGUGCAGGUGCGGCGUGAUGUCAACCGCGCCAGCUCUCCGAGUCACAAUGAGCGGGUUGAGAGAGCGGAGCGAUGCCAAAUGAUGGACCACCCAGUCAUCUACGCGGUGGAGGAACUCAACGAGACCGCGGAAGGUGACGAAAGCAUUGACGGGUUGCCCAUCAGCGAACCUAACAAUUUUGGCUCCUUCAAUCUCAGUCUGGUCGACAAGAGCGCCCGCUUCGUCAACAGUCUGCCACCAAUGACGAAUCCGGCCAGCCUUGCUCAUGGGUAUGUGUGUCGUCCGUACAAGAGUGAUAUUCAACGGUUGCGGGCUAUCUUCACCUGGGUUAGCGAGAAGAUUGCUUGGGACGAGCCGGUUGAAGAAAUUGGGAUCGACCUGAAACGUGUACUACAGACGAAACGGGGAAGCCCUCAAGAGGUUGCGUUUUUGGUCAAGGAGAUGUGUGCCGCCGUUGGUCUUCAUGCUGAAGUCAUCCGAGGCUUCUUGAAAACCCCGGGCGAAUUGCACGAAUACGACGGCGUUGCACGCGCGAACCAUUGGUGGAACUCAGUCCUCGUGGAUGGUGAAUGGCGCAUCAUGGAUUGUUCUCUAGCCAGUCCUACCAACCCGCAAAGGAAUCUAUUCGUCACCAACAACACUUCCGUGGCCGAGAGUUGGUACUUCCUAGCGCGUCCUCUAGAGAUCUGUUACACCCACCUUCCGCUCUCACCCCAUGAGCAGCACAUCUGCCCACCCAUCUCGCCCGAUGUCCUGAUGGCUCUUCCAGCCGCCUGCCCGCCGUACUUCAAGCUAAACAUGCAGUUCCCAGACUAUGAUACCAGCGUGGUCCGGAUCGAGGGACUAGAGGUCAUGCAGAUCCGUCUUCUCGUUCCCGCAGACGUCGAAUGCGCAGCCGAAGUCGAAGCGCCCGGUUUCGCCUGCGAUGCGGAUGGCGAUUGCUUCGAGAACGGAGAGACGGUGCGCAAACGGGCUCUCGUCCAGCCUGACUGGAUUAAUGGACAGAAACGGAUCACCGUCAAGGCGGUCUUACCGGGCGAUGAGGGACAAGGCAUGGUCAAGAUCUAUGCAGGCAAGAAGGGGCUCAUGCACUCCAGCCGAGACAUCCCCCAUCCCUUGGCUCUUGCCCUUCCUAUCAUUCACACGGGAGACAAUCCGCCCUACGACUUCGUGCUACGCCAUCCGACCCCUCAUGCCCAACGGCACGAUCUAUACAUCAUCCAGCCGCAGUGCGCCAAGCUGGCCGUGAGCAACACCUUUGUGUUUGCCGUGCGCCAGCACCCCGCUUCGUCCCCCUACCAACCGGGCGGCAGCGAUCUCGGGGUCAGUGGUGGUCGUGUGUCGCCGUCCGUCUACUCGCGGCCGGCCAGUGCCUUGAGCAUGGUGUCCAGCUCCGCGGGAGGAUCGUCGGUCUCCGCCGUCUCGAACGAGUUCUCGGCCUCCACCUCGGCCAUCUCCUCCGGUCGCUCGCUGUCCGGGCGGGAGAAGCCGGCCAAGCUGGCCAUCCAGUCUCCCUCGGGCAAGAUCCUGCGCUUGACGCGCAAAGCCGACCACAUGAUCAGCUCCAACAGCCUGGCCGAUUCCGCCACGGACGCCACGGCGGAUGGCAGCGUGUGGGAGACAGUCAUCAAGAUUGGGGAACGAGGUAUCUGGCGGGGGUUGGUUCUCGCCGACCGCGUUGCGCGAUGGUGUGUAUUCUGCGAAUGGGAAUGCUACUGA